This is a messenger RNA of Glycine soja, 2233 nucleotides long. Its product is annotated as G-box-binding factor 1-like. Gene Ontology annotation, cellular component: nucleus. Bases 468 to 1517 code for a protein of 349 amino acids. NCBI's taxonomy places the organism in Eukaryota, Viridiplantae, Streptophyta, Magnoliopsida, Fabales, Fabaceae. Gene Ontology annotation, molecular function: DNA-binding transcription factor activity; sequence-specific DNA binding. The record is from RefSeq and is a predicted model, not a curated record. The transcript is spliced from 13 exons. Gene Ontology annotation, biological process: regulation of DNA-templated transcription.
UUCCACGAGGUGUCACGCAAACAUUGGUGUUGGUUUCUCAUAGCGUACCAAACAAGACCUGAAAACAGAAACCUCUGUGUCUUUGGCUCCUUCCUUUCAACAAAACAAAAGCCGCACACACUUACUUCAAAUCAUCCUUAUCUAUCCCACUUCCACUUGGACUUCCACCUCACCGUUUUCAGCCACUUUCUUUGCGCCAUGGAAACAGGUAAUCUGCCAGUUUUUCCAUAUUUGAAGUAAGGAUAUUCAUCUUAUGACCAAGAGUGUCAAUCUUUCGGAUUAAGAGUUAUUGCUUUAGUUUUAUCUAGAGUAAAGGACCAGCUAGUGAGAUGCUAUAGAUCCUUAAUUCAAAUCUCAUCAAGAGAAGGUACGUUGUCUGGCAUGCGUACUUGUUGAAGGUGAUAUAUGACCUAAACAAUUAUCAGAACUUAAUCUGAUUUCAAGGCAGUUUUUCUGAGCUGAUCUGGAUGGGAACUGAUGAAGAAAGCACAGCUAAAGUUUCUAAACCAUCUUCUACUUCUUCUACUCAGAUACCACUGGCACCUUCAUAUCCUGAUUGGUCAAGCUCGGUGCAGGCUUACUAUGCUCCUGGAGUCACACCACGUGCAUUUUUUGCCUCAACUGUUGCUUCCCCAACUCCCCAUCCUUAUUUGUGGGGAAGCCAGCAGCCUCUAAUUCCACCAUAUGGUACUCCUGUUCCAUAUCCAGCUAUAUAUCCUCCUGGGAAUGUCUAUGCUCAUCCAAGCAUGGCAACGACCCCAAGCACCACACAGAAUGGUACAGAGUUAUUAGGAAAGGAGUCUGAUGGAAAAGAUCGGGUUUCUGCCAAAAGUUCGAAGGGUGUGUCUACAAACAGUGGUUCCAAAGCAGGAGACAAUGGAAAGGCAGGCUCAGGUUCUGGAAAUGAUGGUGUCUCACAAAGUGCUGAAAGUGGUUCAGAGGGAUCUUCAGAUGCUAGUGAUGAGAAUACUGACCAACAGGAAUCAGCUACAAACAAGAAAGGGAGUUUUGACCAAAUGCUUGUUGAUGGAGCCAAUGCACGGAAGAAUUCUGUGAGCACCAUUCCUCAUUCUUCAGUACCUGGAAAUCCCGCUGUCUCAAUGUCUCCAACUAGUCUUAAUAUUGGAAUGGACUUGUGGGACGCAUCUCCUGCUGGUGCCGAAGCUGCAAAAAUGAGACAUAAUCAGUCUUCUGCCUCAGAAGCUGUUACUCCUCCAACCAUAAUGGGACGUGAAGUCCCGCUUGGUGAACAAUGGAUACAAGACGAUCGUGAACUAAAGAAACAGAAAAGGAAACAGUCUAAUAGGGAGUCUGCUAGGAGGUCAAGGCUACGCAAGCAGGCUGAGUGUGAAGAGUUACAAAAGAGGGUGGAGUCUCUGAGAAGUGAGAAUCGAAUUCUCAGAGAAGAGCUUCAGAGAGUAUCUGAAGAAUGCAAGAAACUUACAUCUGAAAAUGAUUCCAUCAAGGAAGAGUUAGAACGAAUGUGUGGUUCAGAAGCAAUUGCUAAUCUUGAAUGAAUCAGCUUCUUAUUAUCAUGCCAAAGCAACGGCGAAAAAUUAUCAACUCCCAAAAGACACGAAUUUGCAGCUGAAAUUUUAUCAAUGGCGAAAUUGAGCAUAGGAUAUAAUUUUUUUCCUUGGUUUACUAUUUUUACCAUUAACCCUUAAUUGUCACUCCCCUUAUGUUUUGCCCGUUUAGUAUUGUAAAACAAAUUAUAGCAAAAUAUUUUUUUCAACACUUUUAUUGGGCAGAUUUUUAUAUGUAGGUUAUAUAGUAAAUAACCUUGGCCUACAUUAUUUAUCGAGACUUACAUGCAAUUCAGUGAUAAUAAAGAUUGUAUCGAAGAGACUGUUCCAGUCACAAUGUAACUCCAGAAGUAGGUCUUGGACCAAGGAUUGUGUGUUGUGCCUUCUUCAGAUAUGACGGUGCAUAUUUCUCCAAUUCGGGGUUUGGUCAAAAUCUUGAAAAAAUCGUAAUCAUGAAUCAUCCCAUGAUCGUAAGUUGAGGAUAGUGCUUGCCAUUGGGUCGAGCUUCUGGAAGGGCAUUGGCUUGGCAUAUUCAGAAGCCAGAUAGUGUUCAAAGAAAUCCCAUAUUUUUAGUAUUUACUUGUGCCGAUGAAUAGAUGAUUUUAUGCUAAUUGGGCACUUCUGUUCGGUGUUCAGUAGUUUCACUUUCUCAACUUCUGCUGAUGUUUACAUGCCGCUUUAAUUUCCGAGCACCUUGUAAGAGGUAA